GUAGACUCAAUCGUCGUUAAUAAGGAUAGUGAUGUGAUGUACGAUCUGAGGGCCCUACUCUGAAGGAAUAUUCAUUAAAUGAUGCUCAUCAGACAACUUGAAGGCGAAAUCUUGGGAUGUUAAGAUGACAAUUAUCGAGAUUCCGUCAGAGUCGACAUAUGAUGAGAUAGGAAGGACCACGUACUGGGAAUCGCGGAGAUCGCCCAGUGCCUCUACCAAUACGUCAGAAACAUGCGGAUCUAACAUUUCUUUACCUCAACUUACCUCAAGGAAAUCCAUCAACCGUCAGGACAAAAUACUUACCAUUGUCUCCAUAUUCUUGGCCACGUCAUGCGUUUUUCUAGCAAUCUUUGUAGCUCUUCUGUUUACUAAGUUAGAGAAGGUUCGAGGUGAGUUGGGUGAUUUUGCAAACACAACAACCAAUCGAAAGAUUUGUGUCCGUUGUGCUCAACUGAAUUCAUCCCGACUUGGUCCCAAUGGAAUAGCUGAUCUGGAAUCCUUGGACGUGGCGUUGGAUGACGAUGGAGAGGAAGUUUGUUGUGCUGGAAACGCAAGACAAACCAACAGCUUGCUGGAAAUAGUAUACAUAAACUCCGAGCCAACAUGUAUGAAGGGUCUGCAGAACUCCUCCGAGACACGCUGUAACAGUUCCGCUGCCUCCCUCAUCACAACCGGGACGUCAGCAGCCGCUCACCUGCUAGCUGGUCUUCAAAACAAUGCCCUCCAAUACGAUACCGACACAGUGCCAGUCCGGAACUGGCGUUCAGAUGAUCUGACGUCACAUCUCGAGGGCGUCAAACUGACCAAUGAUAGGCUCGUCAUCAAGAACACCGGUCUGUACAUGGUUUACAGCCAGAUAUAUUUCUCUAAGUACGUCGCCCUGACCGCCCUGAAAUCCGCCACUCUCCUAUAUCAUUUGGUUUACCGGUACAAUACCAUUUAUCCUAAUGGUGGGAAUCAGGUACUCAUGCAGAGUGUCAAAACAAUGAUCUUUGACCCCAAGAUGACACACAGCGACCUGACAAGCUUCACAGCAGCUGCCAUUGAGCUAGUGGCUGGCGAUCAAAUAUACGUCAAAGUUUCCAACAUCUCCCUAAUGUCAGGAGAUGAAAAGGCUAGUUUCCUCGGAGUUGUGAAAUUUGAAUGACAGCAUAUCGCCACUAUUAGUAUAAUGCACUGGAAGACAUAUUAACAGGUCGUCUGACUUAAAAAUGGUAUCCUUAUAGGUUUAAGAUCUGUACAUAUAACGUUUUAGCUAUAUAGUUCAUUCUUUUACGCUGACAUUUUUAAUUGUUUGAUUUAUUAGAGUGGAAAAAUAACAUAUUUAUGUAUAUUACUAGUAGUAGCUUAGUUUGAUAUAGACAUUGUGUAUCGCUUAAAUAUGAUAACAUAAACGAUUAAAAAGGGGCAAAUACAAUUGAUUAUGGCUAAUGUUUUCGAGCCUUGUAUCUUAAUUCCAUUACCUUUAAUGACUUCUAUGUGCUUAUUUGAUCUUUAUGUUGACAAUAAACAAAUUAAGCUGAAUGCAUCA
Messenger RNA from Pecten maximus, 1531 nucleotides. RefSeq lists its product as uncharacterized. The coding region runs from base 125 to 1147 and encodes 340 amino acids. The record is from RefSeq and is a predicted model, not a curated record. NCBI's taxonomy places the organism in Eukaryota, Metazoa, Mollusca, Bivalvia, Pectinida, Pectinidae. Gene Ontology annotation, biological process: immune response. The transcript has 5 exons. Gene Ontology annotation, molecular function: tumor necrosis factor receptor binding. Gene Ontology annotation, cellular component: membrane.